Racocetra fulgida is the source of this 1028-nucleotide messenger RNA. NCBI's taxonomy places the organism in Eukaryota, Fungi, Glomeromycota, Glomeromycetes, Diversisporales, Gigasporaceae. The record is from the annotation of a GenBank genome assembly.
AUUCGUUUAUGGUAGUUGAUUGUGGUGGAGGUACUGUUGAUUUAACAACUAGAAAACUUUUAGCCGGUAAUAAAUUAAGCGAAAUAACUGAACGCGAAGGUGACUAUUGUGGUGGAAGUUUUGUAGACCAAGAAUUUCUCAAAUUUCUUGGUAGACAAGUUGGUUCUUCAGCAAUCGAUCUUGUUAGACAGAAUCAUUAUGGUCAACUUCAGUACAUGGUUCAAGCAUUUUGUAGAAAAGUUAAACUUCCAUUCACAGGAGACAUUAAAGAUUUCAAGCCUAUUGAAUUUGAUUUGGAGGAUGUUUGCCCGGUUUUGAAACAAUAUGUAAAAGGUCAAGCUAAGGAAGAUAUGGAAGAUGCUGAAUGGGUUGUGAACAUUGAAUUUGAUGAUGUUAAAGCAAUGUUCGAUCCUGUAGUUGGUAAAAUAAUUAGAUUAAUUCAUGGACAACUAAAUAAAAGUGAAGAGGAAUGUUCCGUAAUGUUUUUGGUUGGUGGAUUUAGUGAAUCUAGAUAUCUACAAAGCCGCAUCAGACAGGAAUUUAAUGGAAUUGUUAAAAACAUACCAGUUCCUCCCAAUCCAAUUGUUGCUAUUGUUAAAGGCGCUGUCCAAUUUGGCUUAAAACAAGAAGUAAUUGAUGACCGAGUUCUAAAAUGGACCUACGAUUGGACUCCCGAUGAUCCACCUGAACGAAAAAGCGGCAAACACAUCAUUGUUUUCGAACGACUGGGUAGAAAGGGUGAGAGAGUUGCCGUGGAUCAAAAGGUUCUUCGUAUUUUUGCUCCUACCAGUAUUAUUCAGGAACAUGCUUGUUUAGACCUUUACGUAACAUCUAAAGAUAACGCAGAAUACUGUGAUGAACCUGAUGUCAACUUGCUUGAUAAUUUUAAUUUUCAUGUUCCGAUAACUGGUGAUGACGUGCGCCCAAUUUUAUAUGUUAUGAAUUUCGGAAUGGUAGAAAUUCAAACUACUGCAAUUAAUGUUGCUACCGGCGAAAAAUAUGAAAAAACAUUUGACUUCGAUAUUUAA